Messenger RNA from Daucus carota subsp. sativus, 4369 nucleotides. Its product is annotated as ASI1-immunoprecipitated protein 2. The coding region runs from base 649 to 3894 and encodes 1081 amino acids. The record is from RefSeq and is a predicted model, not a curated record. NCBI's taxonomy places the organism in Eukaryota, Viridiplantae, Streptophyta, Magnoliopsida, Apiales, Apiaceae. The transcript has 10 exons.
CCGAAGUAGUAUAGAUCAGGAGAAAAUGCUGAGAAGACGGUGAAAGCAUUGUAGUCUUAACCGAAGACUCCUUAUUUUUGUUUCAAAACCAUCAUCAUCAUCUCUCAUCAUCUCCGAUCGUAUUGGUUUACUCUCAUAAUACUCUAAUUUUCAGUUGAAGCGUGGAUGAAGAAGAAACGAAGCCUGGAGGAAGUUUAUAAUGCCACUCCGGAAAUUAAACAGGAUGUUGCAAUUUGAUACAAGCCGCUAUUUUUACGACUCACGGUGGCUUUGGAAUUUAGUACUUUUGGAUGAUAGAGGCCCGGGUGGUUGUGCUGUGCUUCCACUUACAUGUCGAUGUGACGUAUUAUUUCUCUGUUGUUUCUUCUAGGUAUCAUCUCAAGUUUAUAAAGGUGUUGGUAGGUCUGGCUGGAGUCAAAAGUCUGAAGCAAGAGUUGGAUCGGGGACCUGUAAUAUGUGCUCGGCUCCUUGCUCAUCGUGCUCUCACAGUGACCAACCAAUUAUUAGGGUAAAGCAAAUCAUGGAAAAUUCUCCGGAGAAACCUGUAGAGAAAAUGUCUCCAGUUCUGUAGAAGUAGCUCCAACUUUUAAGAGCAGGAAAUGUGAAACUGGACUGCAUAGUGCAAGUGAAGCAAGCACUGUAAUCUCUAUGAACUCUAGUUAUGAUUCAUUUUAUGAAAAUGCAGAGAGUAAGUUUACCAUACGGAAUGUUGAGCUGCCGUCAACGUUAUCGGGAGUGUCUACGCCAGAGAAUCAGGAUAAAAUAAAACUACAUAAAUUGAAGUCAGUUAGGCUUCAAAACAAUUUGAAGGACUUAAGAAAUUUUCAAGGGAAUGAGGAUAAUGUUUCAUGCACCAGUGGAGCUGAUGGACUGACAACAGUGUCCAGUGCUAAUAGUGCAACUGUCGGAACCAACACACGACCGACAUAUGUACCUUCUACCAAUAGUUUAGUGUCCAAAGAUGAUGUUAAAUCUGUUCCAUCAGAUCCUGCUCAAUGCCUACAGAAACUUGAUGUAGAGGGAACAAUAAUUUUCACCAGAAGUAUAUGUAAUGAUAUAACUACUCAGGAAGUGUGCUGUCCCGUAAGUUUUCCAGAUGACCUCUAUGAUUCAAGACUGUUGGAGUAUAAUCUGCCAGAGCACAUAGACGAGGCUGCUGGUUCAGUGAGUGUACAAAGUAGUAAUCCUAAUACUCCCAAGGAGAAGUCCAGUAAAAUAUAUUUUCGCACCCCACUGCCCGACUGCCCUAACGAGUAUAUAAAUCCGUCUGUGACAAGCAAACUGGUAUCUAAUACUCUUUGCAGAAAGGAAUCUACUUUUUGCAUUUCUAGUAAUCCUCAGGAUAUGAAACUAGGUCUUGCAACUGAAGCUUUGAGCUCUUUACAGCACACUAAUGAAGUUGAGAAGGUUGGAGAGUUGCUGGUUUUACCUGUUGCCAAGAAAACUUUUACUCAGUCUCUCCCAAUUGAAGCCUUGAACUCUACAGAGCAAAAUCAUGUGAAUAAUGAGUCUGAUAUUGAGGAAGAUGAUCAAGUGUGUGAUACAUGCGGAGACAUAGGGAGGGACAAUUUACUUGUUGUAUGUUUCCGGUGCAGUGAUGGAGCAGAGCACACAUAUUGCAUGUCAAGAAUGCUUGAUAAAGUUCCAGAAGGUGGCUGGUUGUGUCAAGAAUGCAAGAUGGAGGAAAGGAACAGUCAGAAGAAUGAUAACUAUGAUGAAGUGGGCAGUGUAGCCCAUCAUUUUUCUGUUCGAAAUGCUAAAAUUUCUCAUCUUUGUAAAAAGUCAGGUGGAAAAGAUACAUCUUCUGAGACUAAUAAAAGCAAUAAAAAUGGUUCAAAGGCAAAAGUGCCUCAUAAAAGAAAUGAAGACAAUGUUGAUGUUUCUUCUGCAGUAAACGAACAGGCUCUUGAACCAACUGUCAGGUCACUGAAGAAACAUAGUCUAGAUAAAGUUGGCGUACAUCGUCGUAGUAGGUCAGUCAGAAGCAUUGUUAGGGGUGACUCUAAGACUGUGCAUAAGCUUCAUUCUGUUGCUUUCUCGUUUGCUGAUACUAAAGGAACAGAGGCUCCUGAAUUAGGUUCCCUGAUAAAGUCUAAAUCAUUUAGUACUACACAUACAAAGUCAGAAUUUAAGCUUCUAGAUGAAGUUUUCUGUAAUAAGAAAUCAAUGCCAAAUCCUGCUGUGCCUCGUAUAAAGGAAGGGUCAAGCAGAGUGAUGGGAAAAUCAGUGUCAUCUAAAUCAUUUGAUUCAGACCAUUUAAGAAAUGAUGAAUCUAAUUCUGAAAUGUUAUCUCCAAAAUUUUCUCAUGCUCGGGACUUAGCAGGGUUCAAACAUGCAAAGGAACAGAAUUUCGUGAAGAGGAAGAGCUCUUUAGCCCAAGAAUCAACAAAUUUAGCUGAAAAAGUCCAGGGAAGUUCUAUUAGUCACCCCAGGCAGUGUAGUACAGCUGGAACAAAAAGCGACUCCUGUCAGAAAUGUGAAGAUGUGGAAGUACUUGCUUCUGAUGUGCUUACUGCAGGAAAUUCGAAGGAGGUGAAAGAUAAUUGUAACAAACCACAAUCUGAAAUUGACGCAGCUCAACUAAAGAAGACUGGAAUUUACAGAAAUGAUAGAGUUCUAGAUGUUUCUACCUUAAACAGUAAGUGUGAAGUUUUGGCACACUAUCAACUAUCAAUCUCAUGUAACUCACGUAACUUAGUUGCUGACGACAAGGUAUUAAAUGCCAACUGUAGCAAGCAGCCAAUUUCUAAAUCCUCCGAGGCAGUCAAUUCUCGUAUAGUUGAUAGUUUGCCUAAUUCCCCUAUUGACCGGAUUCCUAAUGUGAAAGAUUUGCCCAACCAAGCUUUCAAAGUAACUUCUUCUCUCUUGACGAAUACAGCUUUCCCGGAGUAUGAAUAUGUUUGGCAAGGUUGUUUUGAGGUAUAUAAAAGAGAAAAGUUGCCAGAUCUUUAUGAUGGACUUCAAGCUCAUUUAUCAUCUUGUGCAUCGCCUAGAGUUAUUGAAACAAUGAAAACUUUUCCUCACAAAGUUCUUUUGAAUGAAGUCCCGCGGUUGAGUACUUGGCCAAUUCAAUUUGUGGAAACCGGAGUUACAGAGGAUCACAUUGGAAUUUAUUUCUUUGCUAGAGAUUAUGAGAGCUAUAUAAAAUGCUACAAAAAUGUGGUAGAGAGGAUGAUGAAAUAUGACCUAGCUUUGAAAGGAAACUUGGAUGGUGCUGAGAUUCUGAUAUUCCCGUCCAACCAGCUUCCUGAGAAUUCUCAGUGUUGGAAUAUGAUGUUCUUUCUCUGGGGUGUCUUCAAGGGGAAGACGGUUGAUUGUCAGCGACAAGUGACUGGGCCUUGGAUGAAAGUUUCUGGUCCAGAUUUGCCUACAGCUAUCAUGUCUUCGCCAGAGAAUAUAAUUUCACAUGUACCUAUAGACAAAGAAGAACUUGUGUCUCACAUGGAUGUGGUGUCUGAUUCCUUAGCACAUUUGCUUCCUCUCUUACCAGCUAAGACAUGUUGUGGAACUAAUCCUUCGCCUGCUUUUCCAAAGGUUACAUGCCCAAAUUUGAUUGUAGAGCAGCCAGAAUACAUUUUGGAAUGGAAUCUGUUGCCUAGUAAUCCAAAAUGUCCACCGCAAUCAUGGCCAGAAGUCAGAUCAACACCCGUGGGCAAGACUGUAGGAAUUACUGGAAGUUUGUUUCCUUUAGACCUGUUUCCCGUAAAGAAUCUCCAUGUAGGUGACAGUUCUAUUUUGUACAAUAGGGAGGAGCUCCAACAAGAAAGGGUCCCUAAUCUCGAGCUGGCUUUGGGUGAAGUAAUAUCAAUGAAAGAAAGUAGACAUGAUCAAUCUCUUGUUAGGGAAGAAACAAAAGCAGAAGAUGUAACUGCUGCUCUUUCCCUUUUCAGGUGAGGAUCACCGCACAACCUCUUCUGAGAACGAAGCAGCACCUGUAUGUAGACGCAAUAUGAGCUUCUCCUUAUGUAUGUAAAUACCAGAUGGCUGUGGCAGUUGUAUAGAAGGAUCAUGCAUCAGACCCAGUUAUGUUCAUAGACCAGAUAUAAUUAUCACUAGAGUUUUACAGGUGUUUUUUCUUCAAUCUCAUGUGUUACCCAUGUCAUCAAUUUGCUAGUGGAUAUAAUAAACUAGCUAUCUGUAUGUGAACGAGGAUGAAAUCUAUUGCCUCGAUGGGUUUUUGGACAAAGCUACAAACGUCUCAAGGUCUUGCAGGGUUUUGCAGGAUCCAGUACAGUACUGCCUAAUAGAAGUGACUUUUUUUACCUUUGCCUGACUUAAGUCAUGAUUCAUCGCUUAAAAUUUUGUGCUCUUGAGUAGUUAUGACGAGAUGGUAUAAUUGGAAUUUCCUUGUAAAGUUAGCAGUUGUUUU